This is a messenger RNA of Brassica napus (rape), 5032 nucleotides long. RefSeq names its product protein NLP7-like. The transcript has 5 exons. Gene Ontology annotation, molecular function: DNA-binding transcription factor activity; protein binding. The coding region runs from base 229 to 3108 and encodes 959 amino acids. NCBI's taxonomy places the organism in Eukaryota, Viridiplantae, Streptophyta, Magnoliopsida, Brassicales, Brassicaceae. The record is from RefSeq and is a predicted model, not a curated record.
UAUCAAGGUGGGGGAGACGAGACAGUUGUAUUGUGAAGCAGAGAAUCGGUUCCAAUAUAUUAUCCGAAAUUAUUUUGUAUUUUGUUUGAUUCUGCAGUAUAUUUUUUGGAAUCACACUCUGCAAAUCUGAUCUUUCUUGUUCUCUUUCUCUAUCCCCUAAUCUAAAAGAUACUAUCAACGAAGCGAACUUGCAGACGAAAAAACUUCCCCCGGGAAUAUUCCAGAAAAAUGUGCGACCCCGAUGAUGAUGAUUCCGCCAGAAACGGCGUCACGCCUCCAGCGUCGUCAAGGAGGUCAAGGGAGAUUCGGAUGGACGUGGAUGACUUGGAUCUCGACGGUUCAUGGCCUCUCGAUCAGAUCCCUUACUUAUCCUCCUCGAAUCGCAUGAUUUCGCCGAUUUUCGUCUCCUCCUCCUCCGAGCAGCCUUGCUCGCCUCUCUGGGCGUUCUCCGACGGUGGAGUUAACGGUAACCACGCAACUAACGGUGGAUACGACGGCGAGAAGAUUAGCUCCGCCUCCGGUGUUUCUUCUUUCCAUCUCGCCGAUUAUCCUCUCUUUCUCCCUUACGCUUCUUCAUCAUCAAUAGCUGAAACCACAACAGAGAAACACAACGGUUUCAACUUUCCUUCUCCGUUGAUGAGCUUAGUCCCGUCAGAGAACGCAGACAACUACUGUGUGAUCAAAGAGAGGAUGACUCAGGCGCUUCGGUACUUCAAAGAAUCAACCGAACAGCACGUCUUGGCUCAGGUCUGGGCUCCUGUGAGAAAGAAUGGUCGUGAUUUGCUGACGACUUUGGGUCAACCUUUUGUUCUUAAUCCUAACGGUAACGGGCUUAAUCAAUACAGGAUGAUCUCUCUCACCUAUAUGUUUUCUGUGGAUAGUGAUUGUGACAUUGAGCUCGGGCUCCCGGGUCGGGUUUUCCGUCAGAAGUUGCCUGAGUGGACGCCAAAUGUUCAGUACUAUUCCAGCAAAGAGUUCUCCCGGCUUGACCACGCCUUGCAUUAUAACGUGCGUGGAACACUGGCUUUGCCUGUGUUUAAUCCCUCGGGUGAGUCAUGCAUUGGUGUCGUGGAACUUAUCAUGACCUCGGAGAAGAUUCACUAUGCACCCGAGGUGGACAAAGUUUGCAAAGCCCUUGAGGCGGUGAAUCUGAAAAGCUCAGAAAUACUUGAUCACCAAACAACUCAGAUAUGCAAUGAGAGUCGCCAGAACGCACUUGCGGAGAUUCUGGAAGUGUUGACAGUCGUAUGCGAGACCCAUAACUUGCCUCUGGCUCAGACCUGGGUUCCAUGCCAGCAUGGGAGCGUUCUUGCCAAUGGUGGGGGUCUAAAGAAAAACUGCACCAGUUUUGACGGUAGCUGCAUGGGCCAAGUCUGCAUGUCCACAACCGACAUGGCCUGCUAUGUCGUGGAUGCUCAUGUCUGGGGCUUUAGAGAUGCCUGUCUUGAACACCAUCUCCAGAAAGGACAGGGAGUUGCUGGACGUGCUUUUCUCAACGGCGGCUCGUGUUUCUGCCGAGACAUCACCAAGUUCUGCAAAACGCAGUAUCCACUGGUCCAUUAUGCGCUUAUGUUCAAGUUAACCAGUUGUUUUGCAAUUUCUCUCCAGAGUUCUUACACAGGCGACGACAGUUACAUUCUUGAAUUCUUUCUUCCCUCGACUAUAACAGACGACCAAGAGCAAGAUUCGCUGCUGGGGUCUCUUUUGGUGACAAUGAAAGAACAUUUUCAGAGCCUGAGGGUUGCAUCUGGGGUUGACUUUGGUGAAGAUGACGACAAAUUGUCUUUCGAGAUCAUCCAAGCAUUACCGGACAAGAAGGUUCGUUCAAAAAUUGAAUCCAUUCGAGUUCCCUUUUCUGGUUUCAAGUCAAACGCGACAGAGAGGCUGCUGAUUCCUCAGCCUGCGGCUCAGUCUUCAAAUCCAGCAAACGAGAAAGUCAACGUGGCCACUUCUAAUGGUGUGGUUAAGGAAAAGAAGAAAACAGAGAAAAAGCGUGGGAAGGCUGAGAAAACAAUCAGUCUGGAUGUACUUCAGCAAUAUUUCACCGGAAGUCUCAAAGACGCUGCAAAGAGCCUCGGAGUUUGUCCGACAACAAUGAAGCGAAUUUGCAGACAACACGGCAUCUCCCGGUGGCCAUCAAGGAAGAUCAAGAAAGUGAAUCGCUCAAUCACAAAGCUGAAACGCGUCAUAGAAUCCGUUCAAGGUACUGAUGGAGGCCUCGACCUGACUUCAAUGGCCGUUAGUUCCAUCCCUUGGACAAACGGCCAAACAGGAGCACAGCCACUAAACUCACCCAGCGGUUCCAAACCACCAGAGCCACCAAACACCAGUCAUUCACCUAACCACUGGUCAAGUGAUCACAGUCCUCAAGAGGCAAAUGGUUCGCCUGAGUUACCAAGCAAUGGUCAUAAGCGUUCACGAACGGGGGAUGAGAGCGCUGGAACACCAACCUCUCACGGCUCAUGUGACGGUAACCAAUUAGAUGAAACAAAGGUCCCGAACCAAGAUCCGCUAUUCACGGUCGGUGCAUCCCCAGGACUCUGUUUUCCUCCAUAUUCUAGAGAUCAUGAUGUAUCCGCCGCAUCAUUUGCAAUACCGAACAGACUUCUUGGUAACAUAGACCAUUUCAGAGGAAUGCCCAUCGAAGACGCUGGAAGUUCAAAGGAUCUGAGAAACCUCUGCUCCUCUACACCAUUCGACGAUAAGUUUCCGGAACCAAACUGGAUGAACAAUGAUAACAACAACAUGUACGCUCCUGCAAAGGAAGAGGCUGUUGCAAAUACUACACGCGAACCAUCAGGCUCAGAAAUGAGAACGGUAACCAUCAAAGCAAGCUACAAAGAAGACAUAAUACGGUUCAAGAUAUCAUCUGGUUCGGGUAUAAUGGAACUGAAAGAUGAAGUGGCGAAGAGGCUGAAACUUGACGCAGGUACGUUUGAUAUCAAGUAUCUGGACGAUGAUAAUGAAUGGGUUUUGAUAGCUUGUGAUGCUGAUCUUCAAGAAUGUCUAGAGAUCCCUAGAUUGUCCCGUACUAGUGUAGUAAGGCUCUUGGUCCAUGAUGCAACAACGAACCUCGGGAGCUCCUGCGAGAGUACUGGAGAAUUGUAACUCUUUUGUAAAUAGUUCUUUUUGGAAUAUUUUUAUUGUUUAGGGGUUGUUUGUUUUAUUCUGUAAUAUUGUUCUUGGGUUGAAGAGGAACAAGGAAGAAUGUUAAUGGGGGACAAAAGUGUAAGAAAAACAUUUGUUUGCAACUUGUAAUUGUAAGUGGGAGAGUGAGGUUAGAAGUAAAUUGUAGUUGUAAACUAACUCCAAGCAUGUUUAUUUUAGUUUUGAAAUUGUAAACAUGAAUCACUUAAAAGCUCGAGUUAAUAGGUUUUUGAGAUGAAAAUCGCGUUAAUAUAGUAUGUAACUUAGUUUGAUAUCAAUAGCAUUAUAGUCAAGAUUCAAAACUUUUUAUGUAAAUCAAAACUAGAACCUAUGCAACUUAGAUUUAAUCCAAUUGCAGAUUGUCUUAGAACUACUACUACAUUGUUGAAAGGAUAAAUCCACUAAUGAAAAACAAAAAAUGCAAAAGUGUGCGCAUCCAGGGAAUCGAACCCUGGUCAGUACCGUGGGAGGGUACUAUGAUACCACUACACCAGAUGCGCUUAUUGUUAAUUUACCAAUAUCAAAAACUACUAUUUAUAAUAUUCAAAAAUCUCUACCCCAUCAAAUGCGGGGAUAUAUGCAUGGGCUUUCGGGUACCCGCUGGCAUUCGAAUCGGGUUUUUCGGAUUUCGGUUCUUUUUUAUAACACCUCGUAGGUCCCAUUCUAGUAAAUUUACAAGUACGGGCCGGGUUCGGAUAUAACAGAUCGGGUUUGGAUCGGUUUUGUAUCACAUCAUAGAAUCCAUAAAGUAAUCAUAUAUCAUUCGGAUUCGGAUUAUAUCGGAUCGGUUCAGAUAUACCCGAAAUAAAAUCUAAAAUUUAAAAGUAAAACAUAAGAAAUAUAUAUUUAUUUAUAUAUAAUUAAGUAUUUAAGAUACUUAUUUAAAUUUUAAAUACUUAUUGUUAGAUAACGUAUCAAAAUAAAUAUGAAAUUGAAUAUUUGAAGUAUAUAUUUAUGUUUCAUAUAAUUAUAUUGUAUAUUAUUUUGGACAUUGGGAUCGAUUUCUUCGGAUAUCUUUUUGAAUUUUUCAGUUUUUUCGGUUUUUCGGGUUACCCGUUCGGAUUUGGUUAAUAACACUUCGGUUUCGGAUAUGUUUUAUACCACCUUGCAAGACCCAUUCGAAUAUUUUUUACAUUUCGGAUCGGAUACGGACCGAGUUUUCCGGUUCGGGUUCGGUUCGGAUUUUGGGUUAGGGAUAUUAUGCCCAUGCCUACGGGGAUACCUAGCCAUUUCAGAUCGCCAAAAAUCAAUCUCAAUCAAAAUCGACGACUUCCCUCGCCCCGUCCCCCCGAUCUUCGUCUUCCCCUAAUCGGAUCGGUAAGGCCAUGGACAAAACCACCAGCGUAAUCAGCAGCGCCUCGAUCAACUCCACCGUAACCUCAACGACUUCCAUGGAGAAGAUCAACCAGGCCGCGAGCUGCGUCAGCGCCUCCUUCAUCUCCGCUUUCUUCGCCUCCCUCGAGCGCUGCGCCUGCGUCAACCUCUCCACCUCCCAUGACGACGAAGACGACGACGGCGAGGAAUCCUACCACCGUCCCCUUGCUCUCUCCGCCGCGCCUCAUUCACACGACACCGUUUAAGCUCCGUUUUGAUCUCUCUGGGUAAUUGAAGAUCCUCUCGUGUUUUUUUUUUUUUUUGCUUCGUGUGUGUGUGUCUCGCAGCUCCCUGGGUUGAAUUCGUAUGUCUGCAUUGUGUGUAAUGUAAUGGCUUAUGGAAAGCUCAGACCUUUUGGAUUGUAAAUGUCAGACGUUGGUUCUGUGUUGUUUCUUCUGUUAUGAUUCUCGAAUGCUUUAUCUAUCUCUGUGUACCUGAUGAUCUUACUUGGGUUUGAAUGAAUACUUAUGUUUGAUGUUUUGAUUUAAAAAAAUGCUGUAAAGUUCCUUUA